AUGUCUCUGCGUCCGUCCACUGCUCCUCUGCGUGCCCCUUUGCCUUCUCCUCCUGAGUCCUCUCUUCCUGCUCUUCCCGACCCGGAGUCGGACUCUCUUCGUGCUGCCAGUCCUACUGUCACGCGUCUCCUUGCUACUGUCGUCACUGACCCUUCCUUUGAGUCCACUGCUGCGUCUGCCCUAGUUGCUGAGCUCGUCGACUUUGCUGCUCGCUGUCGUCUAGACUACGCUGCUAGUCUUGUCGUUGAGUCUGAGUCUGUCUGUCCUCCGUCCGUCGGGGGUGAGUGUGCCCUUGGCACGGACGUCCUUGAGGACAGGCAGGAGGAGUUCCAGUGUUUGGCUGCUGCUUCACCUCAUCUCGUGUCCGUACUGCUUACCCCUGAGGGAGACCCGGAUGCACUUGACAUCCCGACUCCGCGCUCUUACGCGGAGGCGAUAGAGGGUCCCUACUCCUCUCAGUGGCAGGCAGCUAUGGACACAGAGAUGGCUUCCUGGAAGUCCACAGACACCUACGUUGACGAGGUUCCCCCGCCUGGGGCGAACAUCGUCAGUGGCAUGUGGAUUUUCAGGGUGAAGCGACCGCCGGGUUCUCCGCCUGUCUUCAAGGCGCGUUACGUGGCUCGUGGCUUCAGUCAGCGGCAGGGAGUUGACUACUUUCAGACCUUCUCUCCCACCCCGAAGAUGACCACUCUUCGGGUACUGCUGCACAUAGCUGCUCACCGUGACUACGAGCUGCACUCUCUUGACUUCAGCACUGCUUUCUUGCAGGGCAGCCUGCACGAGGAGAUCUGGCUGCGUCGCCCACCUGGCUUCACUGGGUCUUUUCCUCCUGGCACCCAGUGGAGCCUCCGGCGGCCAGUCUACGGUCUCUGCCAGGCACCGCGUGAGUGGCACGACACACUGAGGACUACACUUGCGGCCCUUGGGUUUGCUCCCUCUACUGCCGACCCGUCGCUGUUUCUGCGCACCGACACUUCUUUGCCACCGUUCUACAUCCUCGUGUACGUCGACGACUUGGUCUUUGCCACAGCUGACACUGCUGGACUCGCCCACGUGAAGUCCGAGCUGCAGAAGAGACACACGUGCACAGACCUGGGUGAACUGCGCAGCUACCUUGGCUUGCAGAUCACCCGGGACAGAGCACGCCGCACCAUUACCCUGACUCAGUCACACAUGGUGCAGCAGGUCCUUCAGCGCUUCGGCUUCACGUACUCCUCGCCUCAGGCCACUCCUCUGCCUACUCGCCACUUGCUCUCAGCUCUGCCUUCGGAUGAGUCCGUAGAGUCGAGUGGCCCACCGGAGCACAUGGCUGCAGCGAAGAGGGUGUUGCGUUACUUGUGCAGUACGUCGGGCAUGGGGCUUAUGCUUGGAGGGCAGAGUCCAGUGGUCCUCACUGGGCACGCAGACGCUUCUUGGGCUGACGACCAGGCUACGCAGUGGUCGUCACAGGUUUACACCUUCAGCCUUGGUUCCGGCUCUGUUUCGUGGCGGGCUACCCGCUCGUCUUCUGUUCUCGGCUCCAGUUGUGAGGCUGAGAUCUACGCCGGGGCCAUGGCUGCACAGGAGCUUCGCUGGCUCACCUACCUGCUGACUGACCUCGGAGAGCCGCCUCGUUCUCCUCCAGUGCUGUACGUAGACAACAAGGCCAUGCUGGCCUUGUGUCGAGAGCAGAGACUGGAACACAGAACGAAGCACAUUGCUCUCCGCUACUUCCUUGCUCGUGAGCUACAGCAGCGUGGUCAGCUGCGGCUUGCGUACGUGGCCUCUCACGCCAACACUGCUGAUAUCUUCACCAAGGCACUUGCGCCUUGUGAUCAUCAGCGCUUCUGUACUCAGCUGGGUAUUGUGCCUACCUUGCCUCACUUGCUCACCCCUUGA
Molecule: messenger RNA, 1878 nt
Organism: Closterium sp. Naga37s-1
Lineage: Eukaryota; Viridiplantae; Streptophyta; Zygnematophyceae; Desmidiales; Closteriaceae
Source: the annotation of a GenBank genome assembly